Mandrillus leucophaeus (drill) is the source of this 404-nucleotide messenger RNA. Its product is annotated as fatty acyl-CoA reductase 2-like. Lineage: Eukaryota; Metazoa; Chordata; Mammalia; Primates; Cercopithecidae. Gene Ontology annotation, molecular function: alcohol-forming very long-chain fatty acyl-CoA reductase (NADP+) activity. The transcript is spliced from 3 exons. Gene Ontology annotation, biological process: long-chain fatty-acyl-CoA metabolic process. The coding region runs from base 15 to 251 and encodes 78 amino acids. The record is from RefSeq and is a predicted model, not a curated record. Gene Ontology annotation, cellular component: peroxisome.
UGAGAGGCAGGGGAAUGGAGACCCCCACAGCCAGCAGCAGUGGCCCUCAUCACAGCCCUCUGGGAGAUAUGAAAGGAGACAACGCUGUUACUGAGAUCACACCCAAGCGGAUCGGAGAUUGGCCCAAUAUGUACACCUACACCCAGGCCUUGGGAGAAAUGGUGGUGCAGCAGGAGAGCAGGAGCCUAACCAUCGCCAUCAUAAGGCCCUCCAUUGUGGGAGCAACGUGGCAUAAGCCUUUCCCAGGUUGAGUUGAUAAUCUAAAUGGACCUAGCCGAGUCAUUAUUGAGGUAUAUAUAGGGAUGAAGAAAUAACUCUGAAACGUAGUGGAGGAAUAGUAACAGAAUUCUUAGUGCUGGCUUAGCUUCAUUGAUCCAAAAAGGUAAAUGCUACUUUACUAUCAA